Staurois parvus is the source of this 259-nucleotide messenger RNA. The record is from the annotation of a GenBank genome assembly. NCBI's taxonomy places the organism in Eukaryota, Metazoa, Chordata, Amphibia, Anura, Ranidae.
UGCCAGUCAGUGCCACCUAUCAAUGCCAAUCAGUGCCACCUAUCAGUGCUGCCAAUCAGUGCCACCUAUCAGUGUCAGUCAGUGUCACCUAUCAGUGUACAUCAGUGAUACCUAUCAGUGCCAGUCAGUGCCGCCUAACAUUGCCAGUCAGUGCCGCCUAUCAGUGCCAGUCAGUGCUGCCUAUCAGUGCCGCCAAUCAGUGCCAUCAGUGCCUCCUCAUCAGUGCCCAUCAGUGCCACCUAUCAGUGUCCAUCAGUGC